AUGGUAGUGAAAUUACGAGAAAUCAAAAGUAACGGCAGCAUCCGUAACAUUCAUAACAGUAUGCAGCUAGAUGACGUUGAUGCUGAUGUAAGAAGACAAAGAGAUGAAAGUGAAGAACUGUUGAGGAAGAAGAGAAAACCAAGAGCCAAAAAAGUCAAUAAAUUGUCAAAGGAAGAAGUACGCCAAAAUCAUGUAUCAUCAGAGAAAAAGAGGCGAGAGUUGGUUAGAACCAUUUACGACGAAUUGGUUAAAAUGAUUCCAGACUUACAACCAACUGAGAAUAGAUCAGAAAUGGUAAUCUACCUAAAGACUAUAAAUCACCUCAAUUGGUUAUAUCGAAAUAAUAAAAGACUCUGUGCACAGUUGGAAAAAAAGUACAAGGAAUUAGGUAAGGAUGGUUGUAGAAUACCUGAGAGUUUAGUUUGGGAAUUGAGACAAGGUGGUGAUAGUGGUGGUAAUUCUAAUGAUGAGGGCAAUCACGAUAACGAGGAUAUUGGUGAUAAUAGUGACGAUUAUUCAAACGCCAGUACCAAUACCAACAAUAAUAGUAAAACUAAUAGUAAUACGAAUAGUAAUACCGAUUCCAAUAUUAAUUUUAAUACUGAUACAGAUAAUAGUAAUAAUAAUAAUGGUACUAAAUUAUGA
This is a messenger RNA of Zygosaccharomyces rouxii, 645 nucleotides long. It is a transcript of the gene INO4, whose product is annotated as Ino4p. Gene Ontology annotation, molecular function: protein dimerization activity. The record is from RefSeq and is a predicted model, not a curated record. The transcript has a single exon. Lineage: Eukaryota; Fungi; Ascomycota; Saccharomycetes; Saccharomycetales; Saccharomycetaceae. Bases 1 to 645 code for a protein of 214 amino acids.